AUGGACGUGGACGUGGACGUGGACGUGGAGGUGGACGUGGACAUGGACGUGGACGUGGACGUGGACGUGGACGUCGAAGUGGACGUGGACGAGGACGUGGACGUGAACGUGGACGAGGACGUGGACGUGGACGUGGACGUGGAAAUGGACGUGGACGUGGACGUGGACGUCGAAAUGGACGUGGACGUGGACGUGGACGUGGACGUGGAUGUAGAAAUGGACGUGGACGUAGAAAUGGACGUGGACGUAGAAAUGGACGUGGACGUGGACGUGGUGGUGGACGUGGACGUGGACGUGGAGGUGGAAGUGGACGUGGACGUGGACGUGGAAGUGGACGUGGACGUGGACGUGGAGGUGGACGUGGACGUGGACGUGGAGGUGGACGUGGACAUGGACGUGGACGUGGACGUGGACGUGGACCUGGACGUGGACAUGGACGUGGACGUAGACAUGGACGUGGACGUGGACAUGGACGUGGACGUGGACGUGGAAGUGGACGUGGACGUGGACGUGGACAUAGAAAUGGACGUGGACGUGGACGUGGACGUGGACGUGGAUGUGGACGUGGACCUGGACGUGGACAUGGACGUGGACAUGGACGUGGACGUGGACAUGGACGUGGACGUGGACGUGGACGUGGACGUAAACGUGGACGUAAAAAUAGACUUUGACGUGGACGUAGACGUGGACGUAGACGUGGAUGUGGACCUGGACGUUGACGUGGACGUGGACGUGGACGUGGACGUGGAGGACAUGGAUGUGGACAUGGACGUGGACGUGGACAUGGACGAGGACGAGGACGUGGACGUGGACGUGGACGAGGAGGACAUGGACGUGGACGUGGACGUGGACGUGGACGAGGACGAGGACGUGGACGUGGACGUGGACGUGGACGUGGACGAGGACAAGGACGUGGACGUGGACGUGGACGUGGACGUGGACGUGGACGUGGACCUGGACGUGGACGUGGACGUGGACAUGGACGUGGACGUGGACGUGGACGUGGACCUGGACGUUGACGUGGACGUGGACGUGGAGGACAUGGACGUGGACGUGGACGUGGACGACAUGGACGUGGACGUGGACGUGGACGUGGACGAGGACGAGGACGUGGACGAGGACGUGGACGAGGACGUGGACGUGGACAUGGACGUGGACGUGGACGUGGACGUGGACGUGGACAUGGACGAGGACGUGGACGUGGACGUGGACGUGGACCUGGACCUGGACGUUGACGUGGACGUGGACCUGGACGUGGACGUGGACGUGGACGUGGACGUGGACGAGGAGGACGUGGACGUGGACGUGGACGUUGACGUGGACAUGGACGUUGACGUGGACGUGGACGUGGACGUGGACAUGGACGUGGACCUGGACGUGGACGUGGACGUGGACGUGGACGUGGACAUGGACCUGGACCUGGACCUGGACGUGGACGUGCACGUGGACGUGGACGUGGACGUGGAGGACAUGGACGUGGACGUGGACGUGGACGUGGACGUGGACGUGGACGUGGACGAGGACGAGGACGUGGACGUGGACGUGGACGUGGACGUGGACGUGGACGUACGCGUGAACGUGGACGUGGACGUGGACGUGGACGUGGACAUGGACGUGGACGUGGACGUGGACGUGGACGUGGACCUGGACGUGGACGUGGACGUGGACGUGGACGUGGACCUGGACGUGGACGUGGACGUGGACGUGGACGUGGACGUGGACGUGGACCUGGACGUUGACGUGGACGUGGACGUGGAGGACAUGGACGUGGACGUGGACGUGGACGUGGACGUUGACGUGGACGUAGAAAUGGACGUAGACGUGGACGUGGACGUGGAGGUGGAGGUGGACGUGGACGUGGACGUUGACGUGGACGUGGACGUGGACGUGGACGUGGAGGACAUGGACGUGGACGUGGACGUGGACGUGGACGUGGACGUGGACGUGGACGAGGACGAGGACGUGGACGUGGACGUGGACGUGGACGUGGACGUAGAAAUGGACGUGGACGUGGACGUGUAG
Molecule: messenger RNA, 2022 nt
Organism: Closterium sp. NIES-65
Lineage: Eukaryota; Viridiplantae; Streptophyta; Zygnematophyceae; Desmidiales; Closteriaceae
Source: the annotation of a GenBank genome assembly